AUGACUAACCCUUGCAGAGCGUUCAGCGGCGGAUCCCUCUGCUCCUGGGAGGUGGCGGGGAGGAUGAGCCGAGGAAGAGCAGCCGGCACGUCCCCGGAGCGCCGCGGCUGCGGCAGCCCCACGGCGAUGCUGAGCGGCGCCUACGACUCCCUGGGCCUCUCCGGAGCCGGCGGAUACCGACGCUCUUCUUACCCCUCCUUCUCCAUUGAUGGGAGGCUCCUGCUCCCUGUGCACCUGGAUAUCGACCCUGACUUCCAAGCCAUGAGAGAGCAGGAGAAGGAGGACAUCAAGCUGCUCAACAACCAGUUCGUGUCCCUCAUUGGGAAGGUCCAGAGCUUGGAGCAGCAGAACAAGAUCCUGACAACAAGGUGGAACUUCCUGAAAGAUCAAGACAAUUCCCACUCUGAGUCAGACAUCAAGGCCAUCUACGACCAGUACAUGAGCAAAAUGAAUCAGGAGAUGAAGGCCCUCAGCUACGAGCGGGAAAACCUAGAGCUGGAGCUGACAAAGGUGCUGGAUACCAUGGAUAACUUCCGAAGCAAAUAUGAGGAUGAAAUCCGCCUCUGCAGCGGCAUGGAAUACACCUUCACGGAGCUCAAGAAGGAUUUAGACGUGAGCUCGUUGCACAGAACUGAGCUGGAGGUAAAGCUACACGGGCUGCAAGACCUGAUGGACUUGAAGAAAACCAUCUACGAGCAGGAACUUGAGGAGCUGCUGACAGAAAUUAAAGAUGUUUCUGUUGUCCUGGGAAUCGACAACACAUGCAAACUGGACCUCAGCAAAAUUGUGGAAGAAGUAAGGGCCCAGUAUGAAGCCCUUGCUCUCCGGAGCUGGGAGGAGGCUGAAGCACUCACCAGGAGGAAGCUGAAUGAAGGAAACACCCAGGCAGCCACCUAUGGGAGCCACCUCCUUGACAGCCGACGGGAAAUUGCAGACAUGAACAUACAGAUCCAGAAGCUGCGGUCCUGCAUCGUGUCCCAGAAGAGCCAGUGCCUGUACUUGGAGGAGAACAUCAAGGAGGCAGGGGAGCACGGCGAGACGGCCCUCAAGGAUGCCAAAGCCAAGCUGGUGAGGCUAGAAGAAGCCCUACAGAAGAGCAAGGAGAAUAUGGCUCACCUGGUAAAAGACUACCAGGAACUGAUGAACAUCAAGCUGGCCCUGGAUGUGGAGAUCCUCACUUAUAGGAAGCUGAUGGAAGGCGAGGAGAGCAGCAUGGAGUCACCGAUACCCACCGUCAUCAGCGCCAUCCUCUCCAGCCCCAAGUAUCCAGCCUCCUCCGGCGCUUUGAGGAGCUCCACGGCGUUUGCAAGAGAAAGGGGCAGCAGCGAGGGGAGCACGAGGGCAGGCGGCGCGAGGCUGCAGGCCCCCCGAAGCCCCAGCAGCAGCUCGGCGGGGCCCCAAGCUGGGGGCUUCGCCAGCGGAGCCCGGCCUAAGCGCAACUCCCUGCCCGCCGCAGACUGCUCCUAG
Molecule: messenger RNA, 1467 nt
Organism: Nothoprocta perdicaria
Lineage: Eukaryota; Metazoa; Chordata; Aves; Tinamiformes; Tinamidae
Gene: KRT80
Product: keratin 80
Exons: 9
Coding region: 1-1467 (488 amino acids)
Biological process (GO): intermediate filament organization; keratinization
Cellular component (GO): keratin filament
Molecular function (GO): structural constituent of skin epidermis
Source: RefSeq, a predicted model, not a curated record